ACGGGAUCGUUCAUCACACCAGCAGCUGCCGUCGGUGUCGCAAAUGAUUCCUCCGGUACCGCAGCCGCCGCCGCGGCCGACACUGCCUCCUCCGUCGAGUUUGGAGAUGCCGAGUUUACCGCCAAUAGCGAGUUUGUUGUCGAUGGGUGAUAACCGACCCCCACAACCCAGCGAACCAAGAAUAAGCCCAGCACUACCCCCCCCACCGCAUUUAUCCCCAACGUCACAUCCCC
Messenger RNA from Saitoella complicata NRRL Y-17804, 233 nucleotides. RefSeq lists its product as uncharacterized. NCBI's taxonomy places the organism in Eukaryota, Fungi, Ascomycota, Saitoellomycetes, Saitoellales, Saitoellaceae. The record is from RefSeq and is a predicted model, not a curated record. The annotation marks the transcript as partial. The transcript is spliced from 2 exons.